AAUAAAUCAGAUUAUUAUAGCAAUGAACAAACCUAACUGUACUAUAAAUAAAUCUGGGAAAUUUCAUUCCCCGUAUACAUUGUGACGUCAUACUUUUUUCUCAUUGCGUCACAUUCUACAACGGUUGUAAACAGAUCAGCUGGGUAGACUGAGUGAAGUAAAAUUGUUUGAAAUGCAGCCCCGUCAGGCUUCCCAUUCAAAGGAUGUUCGGCAGACCGAAAAAAGGAAAUUGGCCGGGAAAGCUCGCCUACCGGGUAGGACUAAGAGGUCGAAACUUCAAAACGUACCGGACCAAACAGACCCGACGAAUAGCGGAGUCAGCAUCGAGGAAGUAGCUGCAUCUGUAUCUCAAAUGAUCCUCCCAGAAUUGACACAGACAAUCCAGACAUUAAUAUCCCAGAGGGAAGAUAAUGGCGUGGUUUCAAGAAACCAACAACCGAUUGAAAAAUCUCCACCAGCAAUCAACUUGGAAUCCCUGGCAGGCCCGAGUACGGACUCUGAGCAAAAAAUUGAAACAAUCAUCAACCCACAUCAGCCAGAUUCGUGUGAAGGUCAAGAAAGGAACAUUUGGAUAAUAGGUUCAUCUAUUAUCAAGUGGGCUUUCCAACGCGCUUGCCUUUCUGAAGAAAAAGCUCAUCUAGGACUUCAACGACAAAAUUAUCGCAUCCUUUGGCAGGGCAAGGGCGGUUUAACGUUGAAUAAGUUGUUCCCUCGAAUUCAGUUGCUGUUGAGGUACGAACCUUCUCCUGAUAUUUUAAUUAUUCAUUGUGGGGGAAAUGAUAUUGGUAAUGUUCCUCUUCUUGACUUACGUACAAAAAUGAAAGAAAUAUUUCAAAGAAUUCAGACCAGGCUUCCAAACACCAUUCUUGGUUGGUCUCAUAUUCUUCCUAGAUCUUCGUGGCGUUAUAGCAAUAAUGUAAAAUCUCAAAAUUUUGCUGCCAAAAGAAUUAACAGCUUUAUGAGCAAAUUGUUUGUACAAAAUGAUUGUUUUUACAUCAGCUAUCCAGAAAUCGCAUGGGAUUCUUAUGGCUUAUUCAGAAAAGACGGAGUUCAUUUAACUGAACUUGGAAAUGACAUACUACUCUACAAUUUACAAAGUACAUUGCAACAAAUCUGCUCUUUUAAUGGCAAACGUGGAACACGGCCAGUGUGCUAA
Molecule: messenger RNA, 1156 nt
Organism: Magallana angulata
Lineage: Eukaryota; Metazoa; Mollusca; Bivalvia; Ostreida; Ostreidae
Exons: 2
Coding region: 173-1156 (327 amino acids)
Source: RefSeq, a predicted model, not a curated record